AUGCUGUCCUCAGUCUUCACGGCUGCCGCCGUCGCAGUCGCCGGUGUCUCAGCUGCCCGGCCUUGGCUUAACGAGCCUGACACUGGUCUCGAGGCCGUCGUGAGCAACAUCUCUGUUGGCCAGCUCCCUCCCCUGGAUGAGAUCGUCGGUCUGCCUGACUUUGACUGGGCUGCUCGUAACUACCUCCCUGCGAAGAACUACACCUACUACCGAAAUGGCGCUGCCGGCGAGUGGUCGUACCGGAACAACCUUGAGGUCUUCAACCGCUACCGCCUCAGGCCCCGAGCCAUGGUUGAUGUCACCAACAUCGAGGCCAGCCUGAACACGACCAUCCUCGGCUACGACUUCGCCAACCCCUUCUUCAUCUCCCCUGCCGCCAAGGCGCAGUACGGCCACCCCGAUGCCGAGCUCAACCUCAUGAAGGGGGCCGGGGCCGGUGGUAUCCCCUACAUCGUCUCGAGCUACUCGUCCCUUCCCCUCGAGGACAUCGCCGCCGCGGCCCUCCCCAACCAGACCUUCUUCAGCCAGGUCUACUUCACCCUGAACGACACCCAGAACAAGGCGCUGCUGCAGAAGUCUGAGCGCGCGGGAGCCAAGGCCGUCGUGUGGGCCAUCGACUCGCCCGGCUCGCCCGACCGGCAGCGCGCGGCGCGGUACGACGUCGGGUCGGCCAACACGCAGUUCGUCAAGAACACGUGGGAGGUCUACCAGCAGUACCGCAACUGGACGACCCUCCCCAUCGUCCUCAAGGGCAUCCAGAACGUCGCCGACGCGAGGGCGGCCGUCGACCACGGAGUCAAGGCCAUCAUCCUCUCCAACCACGGCGGCCGCAACCUGGACGGGUCGCCCUCGUCGCUCGAGGUCGCGCUCGAGAUCUUCAACAACGACCCGGAGAUCUUCAACGAGAUCGAGGUGCUGGCCGACGGUGGCAUCCGCUACGGCACCGACGCGCUCCGGCUGCUGGCUCUCGGUGUCAAGGCUGUUGGUAUGGGACGUCCCUUCAUGUACUCGAACGUGUACGGCGAGGAUGGCGUCAAGAAGAUCAUCGCGCUGAUGAGGAGCGGCCUCAUGAACGAUGCUGCCAACCUGGGCCUGGGCGACCUCAAGUCCAUCAAACUCCACCUAUGUCGACUGGACCCCGAGCCCCUUCUGGGGUAUAUCGACCUCGUCCACCCGACAAACAUCACCUGGCAAUUGACGCAAGACCGUUGUGAGGGCGAAAAGAGACAUAUCCGAGCUGCCAUGUCUCAGUCCAGUGACACUGUGGCGCUAAGCGGCAGCCCACCAGGGAAUUACCCACGCUCCAACAUCUUCGACUUCGUCUUUGGGAAUCCAUUUUCACAACAGUCCGACUUUGUCCCUGCGUCUCAAAGACUGCCCCGUAUAGAAGACUCCCGACCCAUCUUUGUGGACAACAACAACGACCGCACACUCACCUUCGGCAGGGCCAGGGACGAUGCCCUCACAGUAGCCGCGAACCUGCGGGCCCUGGGCCUGGACCCGGACCAGAUCCAGAGCUUGCCCCCAACGGCGACAUGCGCACGCCCCGAGCUGGCGCCGGUGGUGCUGAUCCAGCUGCCCAACUGCGUCGCCUUCGCGUCCAUCCUGUUCGGCACCUUCGCCUCGGGCCUGACGGCGUCGCUGGCCUCGCCGGCCCUGACCGCCACCGAGAUCGGUUGGAUCCUCCAGAACGCGCGCCCACGGGCCAUCAUCACGGCCAAGGCAUGCUCGGGCGCCAUGCGUGAGGCGCUCAAGGCCCAGGAGGACGCUGCCUUCUUCGCCAAGGUCCCCGUCUUCACCGUCGACGUGGCCGGCGACGCGUACCUCUCGGGCGCGGAGACCUCGUCGCCCUCGUCAUCAUCUUCGCAGGAGCAGGACUGGUCCGCCCUGCUCAAGAGCCCGUCCUCACGGGUGAAGUCCUACCACCUGUCGGCGGUGUCAGCGCCAAACCGCACCGCCGUGAUCCUGUGGUCAUCAGGGACCUCGGGCCGGUCCAAGGGCGUCCUGAUCUCGCACGGCGCGCUCGUCUACGCGACGGCGUCGAUCUGGUACGACGCCGACUACCACCGGCCGGGGCUGGCGCAGAGCUGGCUGGGCUACGUGCCCUUCUACCACGUCUUCGGGCUGUGCAACAUCUUCCUGCUGGCCCCCUCGGUCGGCGCCUCCUGCUAUGUGAUGAACGCCUUCUCGCUCGAGGCCAUGCUCGCCGCCACGCAGCGCCGCCGCGUCACCUACCUGCACAUGGCGCCCCCCGUGGCCGUCAUGCUGGCCAAGGCGGCCGUCGUGGACAAGUACGCUCGCGAGGGCGGGUUCAGGACCGUCGUGGCGGGCGUCACGGGCGGGGCGCCGCUCGGGCAUGAGGUCGUGCUCGAGGUGCACCGCCGCCUCGGGUUCCGCGUCAAGAUGGGCUACGGCCUGAGCGAGACGUGCAACACCUCGAUGCAGCGCGGUGUAUCCGAGGCGGACAUGCACGCCGGCGCGGGCGACAGCGGGAGGCCGCACUACGGCGUCGAGCUGCUGAUCGCCGCGGAGGGCCAGGACUUCAGCAAGGGCGGCGACACGGUCCCGGGCAAGACCGGCGCGGCGGGCGAGAUCCUGAUCCGCGCGCCGUGCCUCAUGAGCGCGUACCUGCCCAUCGGCGGCGUCGGGGCGGGGGCGGGGGCGGCAAAGGCGCAGCCGGAUAUGAGCAUCACGGCCGAGGCGCUGACGGCCGACGGGUGGUUCCGCACGGGCGACGUCGGGUUCCUGGACGCGCGCGGCGCGAUCCACAUCACGGACCGGCUCAAGGAGCUGAUCAAGGUGCGCGCGUACCAGGUGGCGCCCGCCGAGCUCGAGGCGGUGCUGUGCAGCAGCGAGGCGGUGGCGGACGCGGGCGUCAUCGGCAUCUACGACUCGAGCCAGGCGACCGAGUGGCCGCGGGCGUACGUCGUGCCGCGGGACGCGGGGCUGGUCAAGAACGGGGACAGGGCCGGGCUGGAGAGGCUGGCCGCGGAGCUGAGGGCGCUGGUGGAGAAGAGGACGGCGCGGUACAAGUGGCUCGUCGGGGGCAUUGUCUUUGCGGACGCGAUACCCAAGUCGCCUAGUGGGAAGAUACUCAGGAGGGUCAUCAAGGAUGGAGGGGUUAAGGGUGGGAUCGAGGUCUCGGUGUACCAGCAGAAGAAGAGGGACUCGAAGUUGUAG
Molecule: messenger RNA, 3180 nt
Organism: Diaporthe citri
Lineage: Eukaryota; Fungi; Ascomycota; Sordariomycetes; Diaporthales; Diaporthaceae
Exons: 7
Coding region: 1-3180 (1059 amino acids)
Biological process (GO): secondary metabolic process
Molecular function (GO): oxidoreductase activity; CoA-ligase activity
Source: RefSeq, a predicted model, not a curated record